UUGUGCUUCAUUCAAGAUGGCGCUGCGCUCGGUAUUUGUUCGUGUGUCAAGGAAAUUGUAUGAUUUUAGAGUCAAUAACGCGAGGACAUUUGUCACAACAGCAUUCCUCUGUCGACGGAAGCCUCCAUUGGGCCCCAUGCCAAAUGAAGACAUUGACGUCCAAAACAUUGAUACGAUUGAAAAAUAUCGUACCUACAACCGUUACUUCAAACAUGCUCAAGUGGCGAACAGCAAGCCGGUCUGGUGGCACACCUAUCGUGGUUAUAUGGAGAAAGAGGAUCCAGAACUUGGUGAGAAACGACCACGUAUGCUGGCGUAUAAGAACAUGUUAAUAAAAACAGACAAUCAGUACUUUGGGGUUGACAUUUUGGAGACGCGUCUUUUUGCAGGCGUUACGCGAGUGGACAUUGGACUACGUCGGUAUCGACUCCCCAGAACUCAUGAAGUGAGGGAGAGGAGUCAAGUGAUGAAGACGAAUAAGAAGAAUGUCGAACUGGAGAGGAGUUGUCGUUUGAGAACAUUUAAGAUUAAUUUAGAUGCGGUGCAGGAAACGUGGGAGAAAAGCAAUGGUCCUUUUCAAAUAAGACGACUGGCAGACCAUUAUGGAAUCUACAGGGAUCUUUUCCCCAUGGCGUUUUUCCUGCCACAGAUCCCUUUGCGUAUCCGCUACGGCGAGGAAACGAGUGCUCAAGUGCAUUAUGGGAAUCCGCUGACACCGACGGAAGCGGCAUCUGCUCCCAGUGUCAGCUUUAAUGCCGACGAGGGCACGCUUUGGACCCUCCUGCUCACUUCCCCAGAUGAACAUCUUCUCGAUAAUGAAGCCGAAUACCUGCACUGGCUUGUUGCGAACAUACCAGACGGAGCGUUGCAGUCCGGGGAAGAACUUUGUCACUAUCUGCCACCUUUUCCCGCAAGAGGAACGGGCUUCCACCGCUACGUUUACAUCCUUUUCCAGCAGGAAGGGCCGAUAAACUUCCAAGAAGAUAGAAGGCCAUCGCCGUGUCACUUGCUGGAACACCGUACUUUCAAAACAGUGGAUUUCUACAGAAAGCAUCAGGAUAGCAUGACACCAGCAGGUCUGGCGUUUUUCCAGUCCCAGUGGGACGAAUCUGUGACGACCACCUUUCACAACACACUCGACAUGGCGGAGCCCGUGUUUGAAUUCAUCCGUCCUCCAGUAUACCAUCCACCACAAGUGAAAUUCCCCCACAGACAACCUCUACGAUACCUGGACCGAUACAGAGAUGGAAAGGAGCAAACCUAUGGCAUAUACUGAUUAACAGCUGGCAUUUUUAACCUUUUAAAUAGACUGACAAGACCUUGUAAAUACCUUUUAGAGUCACAAUACUUGUGGCUUUUUGUGUGUCAGGUUGUUUCAUGGAGUAAAGGUUGAACAUGUGCUGAAUAAAUAAGGCCUUUGUCAUGAUUAUU
Molecule: messenger RNA, 1431 nt
Organism: Corythoichthys intestinalis (scribbled pipefish)
Lineage: Eukaryota; Metazoa; Chordata; Actinopteri; Syngnathiformes; Syngnathidae
Gene: mrpl38
Product: mitochondrial ribosomal protein L38
Exons: 8
Coding region: 17-1276 (419 amino acids)
Cellular component (GO): mitochondrial large ribosomal subunit
Source: RefSeq, a predicted model, not a curated record